ACCAACCCGCUUCUUUUUCAGGCUCAUCUAACCUUCAUCGCCUUCUCGUUUCUACAUCUCUUCUUCUUGCAGCCAGCUAUUUCCUUCUCCAAUUCUCCCAUUAGAAUUCGACCCGACCCUCUUGUCUCAGGCUUGGAGUUUCGGUACCGGAUCUCUUCUGAUCCAAUCGUCGUCCUCGUCUCGUUGUUUCAGGCCAGAAAGAAUCAAGAAUCUUCACCUCAUGAAAUCCACAAGACAAUUAGCCUUCGCUAAUCGCCUGCGUUCGUUUAAUUGGAUCGGCGCGGCGGAGCAACGGUGGAUGUUGAUUGAUAUGAUGACUGGUUUGUAGAAUUGUAUGGUUGUUGCAAAAUCUUGUUUCAAUCAUGUAAUCUUGAAGAUGAUGGAGGUAGGAUAAUCGAAGGAAGGUGUAGGAGACCUUUGCCAUGACAGGUGCGCUUGCAUGGCAGGUCCUAAUAAAUUUACUUUUUUCAGGUUUUAGGGGAGGGAGAUGGCACGGAGUUGUUGAUUUUUUUGGCUCCUCUUCUGCGUGCUCUCUCUCUCUCUCACACACACACACCACAUUUUAGUCUAUGGUUGCCUUAGUAUAUGAGAAGCCAAAUAGGAUAUCAAUUUGGCUAUUGAACCGGCGGCACUAACUGCAGAAUUUGACUGGCCAUCUCGAUUUCAAUGCAGGAGGUAUUAAGUUUCAUUUGUUACUCCAUUGAAAACCGGUUAAGAUUCUUUGAACGCCUGGCAUUUAAGAUAUUAAUUCUAUACUUGUAAACCCUGUGUGAAGCUAUAGGAAUUGGUUUGAUCACUGCAAAUGCUGCAUUGGUAACUAGCAUUCCAAUGUCACCUUAUAAAGUUCUUGCGCAGAAAGAUCACAUAGUUUUUCCCCUCCAAUGACAUGAGAAAGAAAACAUUUGACUCUACCAGCAUUUUAACUUGCUUGCUUUCGUAUCCAAUAAUACAAUAUAGUGAACCUGCUACCAUGCGCUCGAGCGCCUUUUCCCCAUUCUCAGCUCUAUCACUUGUUCACGAUCAACAGAGAAUCAUAGUUGAGAUCCAUUUGAUUCUAGUUUGCAAUUCUUUCAUCAAUGAUAGUUAAUUGAUUGGUAUCUGAGCUAGAGUGCCUUUGUCAAUUAUUUGCAUUUUGAUGAGUAAUUACUGUAGCUGGUAGUUUUUGUUUUGUUGUGAGGAUGUGGAGGCACUAGGUGUUGAUGUGUAGAGAGUAGUACUCAGAGUAGUGAUAUGUUCCAUGUUAUUUGGGAAGGUAGGGUUGUAGUUUGUUUCAUAUGUUUGUAUCUGAAGCGAUACUCUUAUCAGCCAAUUUGAAGCAUCAAUGUCUGUAAGCACAGAAGAAAUGGUUGAUGGAAUAUUGAAGUAAUAUGGAUGUGCAAGAUUCUGUUCUCAUACUUGCUGUUGGUUCUUGUAUGUUCCUCCUGUCAAUACCCCUUUUUUUGUGUGGUUUGUAUUGAGUGAGGAUGAAGAAUUAUAAAUUGGAAGGUUAGACAGUUGUAGAAUUUCGCUGUACAGUUUUGUUUUGAUGAUUUGUGAAAUCUUCAUUAAAUGGGUCCUGCAGGCAGACACAAGGACUAGAAAUGUAAUUGUUCAUGUUUGCGUCGUUUCUUGAUCUGAGGCUAUCUCAGUUGUUGGACGUUAUGUAAUCGGUAGGUAAACUGCUAGUUUAUUCUAUUUGGAACGGCAUCCCGAUUUUCAUAUUGAUCUAUACUAAGUUUUGCCGCAUUCUACUUGUCAGUCCUGCAAUUGCUCUGUUAUUGAGAUAUAUUACGGAAGUAUAUGCUACAAUUGCACUGGUGCGAGUGACCCUUAUAGUUGGUUUUGAGCAAACAUUUUGGGGAAGGUUCAGGGCGAGAAAAUCUUUUCUAUAUCUUCUGAAGUCGUUUCAGUCUGCAAUGUGGUCUCUGGGGGAGAUUGCUUAGAGUUUUUGAGAUCUCAAUGUAAAUGGCAAUAAGUUGUAGCUGUACUCAUGUGUACUCAUGUGGCUUGUCACUUUAUCCAUCUGAAGGUUUUCUCAUGCUUCAUAUAAGGUGCUUGCAAUAUCAGAAUAAUAAUCACCAAGUAAUUAGAGUACUAUUUAGUUUGAAUGACUUGUCCCUAAUAAAUUUCCAGAAUAGAUUUUGACUGACAGCAUUCUUACUGUGGCUGUUAUAAGAAUUUUGAAGUAAUAUCAACAUUCUUACUGUCAUUGUUAUUACAUACAAACUGAUAUUACAUACAAACUGAUUUUGACUGCCUACAUUUUUGGGUGGUUAUUGCGUAUGCUGAGUUAUUUGCUUGUGUUCAAAUUGUUUGGCUUGUUACUGCUGUUUUCAAUCCAUGGAUCCAAAAGCUUAUCCUGAACUUAGAGCAUUGGGCGUGUGGUGGUUCGAGUCCACGUGGAUCCCUUUAUUGCUAUGAGCAUUACUGAAUUGUUCCAAGAAUGAUUUGAAUUGUCAAUUUUCUGAAGAAUUUAUUGAAAUGUGGGUGUUGUAAAUCAUUAUGGCUAUAUCAUGUAAAUAGAUAUAGGGUAAAUCAUUAUGUUGUUAUAGGCUUACCCUUUCCAUGUUUUAUGGAUGACUUUAGGAAUCCUUGUUUUAUGGAGGACUUUAGGGGUCCUUGUUUUAUGGAGGACUUUAGGCUACAUGUUCCCUAUCUUCCACUAUAUGUAGUCCAUUUCUCAUCCAUGUUAUGAGGAGAAUACAGAAAAUACUACACUCCUUCUCUGCAUCUAAACUCUCUCUCUCUCUCAAGUUCUUUGAAGCAAAGCUCUCUCCAUUUUCUGCAUGAAACACUUUCUAUGUUCGUUUUACAACACGUUAUCAGCACGACUAGCUCUAGGAUUCGGAUUGCCGAUCGACAAGAGAAGAGGUGAAUAACUCUUGGGUUGCAGAAAAGAAGAGGUUCAUCAUUCAAUCAACAUCAAUCUACCAGCUCUACAACCAAGCAAGAUACAAUGAGGCUGUGUACUUAAGAGAGCCUCGCUCCACCCAAACCUCAUACUCUUACCUGGUCGUAUUUAAUUGGAGUUACCAAAAGGGUUGAGUAAUAACUUUUCAUUCCUUGGCAGACCAGCUUGAGCCCAGCAGGCCCACUCUCCCUCUGCGGGACCUAGCAGCCUAGCAGGUCUCACACACCAUUUGAAUUACGCAUGAAAGGUCGGGUCACAAGCCCGCAGACUAAGCCCGAUAGGCUUCACUAUGAAGCCCACUCCUUUGGUCCAGCAGAAUCAAAUAAAAGGAAAAAUGAUUUGAUAUUGUAAAUAGAUUCACCAUAUUUAAUAUGUGUAAUUAAUUGCCAGAAGCAUUUAUUCACAUAAUUGUGUGAUAAUUAAUAUGUUAUUUUACUAGCAUGCAAUUAAUAUCUCAAUUGAUUUGUGAUUUCCAUUUAUCCAAUUUGUGAGAUUAUUUCAAUUUGCUCAAUUCAAUAUUAUUGUGUUACUUGUCUAAAUUUUCGCACUAGAAUAUAUGUGUAGAAAAUGCAGGUACCUAAUGAACUAGAAGUUCUAAAUGAACCAGUAGUUCAUUCACAUAUCGAACCUGUAGUUUCGAUAAUGCCAUUUAAGAAACUUGAAGUUUCCUUCAUAAAUUCACCACACAUGAUAAAACCAGUAGAUUUUACAUGUUUAAUCCGAUUUUCCAUACCAUGUUAUAGAACCUGAAAUUCCUAUUAGUUGCUUAUGGACGAUACUACCCAAAGCACUAAGAUUAUUUGUUCUUUUCCUGUAAGAAAUGCCAAAUCUCAACAAACUUGACUUUGUUGCUUUGGAGGUUUCCAGAAGAAACUAUCUAAAGUGAACUCAAGAUGUGAAAAUUCAUCUGAUUGCAAAGAAGAUGAGAUCAACAAUCAAUGCUAACAAUGUCGUCAUUGAGGCUUUUAAUAUGAGUGCCAUAAUUUUCAAAGGAAACAUAUGGAGAAAACACUCCAAGUUGAGUAUCCGAUGAAGAGGAUACACAGACUCUUUGGGUCGCUCUAGAAGAGCACUUUCACCAUCAAAUGACCAUUUUCUUGCUUGAAGCAAGACAUGAUUGGCAGAACGAAAUUAGCCCAUAUGACCGUCUGCCACUUGGCCAAAGCCCAAGAGGCCAUGUAAUCAGGCUCCACGUGGCCAAGGCCCACGUGGUAGGAACCAUGAUUCCAUAACUCAGCAAGCCCAAGUUGAAAGGAACACUGGUCCGGCCCGCUGCCACCAGAAUCAGCAUGAUCUUUGUUAUCAAUGUGGAGGAAUUGACUGCUGGUCCCGCACCUGUUGUGCGAUAGCCUAAGCAGAAGAUGAGUAUUACGCCGGUCGCGGAACUCGAAAUACCAACUUUAUUAAAGGGUCAUUUUCUAUCGAUUCCACACUAGAGAUCACGGAUUUUCAGGCAGUUACUGAACAUACCGAGGAUUAGAACUCAAAGACAUGGGUAUAAUUGGCCCCUUGUGCCAUAUCUAUUUCAUCUUAAUGAAUGAAACAUCUUCGGAUUUUGGUGAUUUAUGUUUUCAAUUAUUUUGGAUUAUAGAAAUGUGGUUAUGUUCGAAUAUAUUUAAUUCAAUAAACUUAUUCAUACAUGUGAUCCAUUGAAUUAAAUAAAUGAAUAGGCAUAUUCUGUGGGGAAGUUUGUUGUCUGGUUAAAACUGCUAUUACGCACACCAUACUCCCAGAUCGGAGAUAUUUUUCAAACUUAUUAUCUAUUCAUACCUCUGUGACAACCGUAUCAGGCCAAUCCAACCUGAUAGAGGGUUAUGGCAAAACCCACUAUAUGUUGUCCAAUGGUACUGAACCUACCAUUAAUGAGGCCUUAUAAUCUCCACGUUCCAGAAGAACGUUAUUGAGUAUUAAGGAUAUUCGAACCAACGGUUAUCACGCUGAAACCACUGAGAAAAAUGAGUGUAAUAUCUUUGCAUAACCUCCAAAGUGUGUGGCCAGAAGCGUACAUUGGAGAAAUUGGAAUCUGUUAGCUAGAUGCUAACUAAUUUAAGCAACUACUUGCUAUGGCAUGACCGUUUGGGACACCCAGGUCAAAGUAUGAUGCACCGUAUCCUCAAUUCAUUGCAGGUGCAUCCCCUUCUGAAUAAGGGUCUUGUAUAUAAUGACACGCUAUGCCAUACUAGACCGUCAUAUGCAAAGACUAGUACAUACACCACCAUUUUUCUGCACAGAAUGCAAGGGAAAUUUGUGGACAUAUAUAUCCAACCACCAUGUGGACCAGUUAAAUAUUAAUGGUUUUGGUUGAUGUAUCGACAAAGUGAUCACAUGUUACACUAUUGUCCACAGGAAAACGCUGCUUUUGCUAAACUCUCACCCAUAUCAUGAAAUUGAGGGUUCACCACUCGGAUUAUCCCAUAAAGUCUAUAAGACUUGAUAAUACCGGAGAGUUUACAUCGAAGUCUUUCGAUGAUUAUUGCAUAUCCCUUGGGAUUGAUGCUGAACAUAUAGUUCCCUAUGUUCACACCCAAGAUGGUCUCGCAAAUAGAAUCUUGGUAAUGCGCACCAAGCUUCUAAUUUUUGCGUGGGGCUAUGCAAUCUUGCAUGCAGCUAUGUUGGUCCCGUUGAGGCCCACUGCUACCCAACCUUACUCCACGUUACAGUUGGUAACUGGGUACGAACCUGAUGUUUCGCACUUACUCGCAUUUGGGUAUGCAGUCCGCGUGCCAAUUGUGCCGUCACAACGUACAAAAUUGGGUCCUCAACGAAGGAUGGGCAUAUAUGUCGGUUAUGAAUCCCCAUCCAUUAUACGCUUUUUAGAGCCCUUGACAGGCGAUCUCUUUACCGCUAGAUUUGCGGAUUGUCACUUUGAUGAGACAGUCUUCCCGCCGUUAGGGGGAGAUAAGAACGUUACCGUUCCUGAUGAACGACGUGAAUUGACGUGGAAUGUCCCCACUAUGUCUCAUCUUAAUCCCCGAACCGCACAAUGUGAUAAUGAAGUGCGGAGAAUUCUAGAUCUACAGAGUGUAGCCCAAAAUAUGCCAGACGCUUUCUCUGAUCUAGCUAAAGUGACGAGAUCACAUAUACCUGCUGCAAAUGUGCCUGCAAGGAUAGAUGUCCCUGUAGGACGCGUCGUCCCAGAUGGACGAGGUACGACCAUGGCGGCUAACCAGUCACAUAUCCCUGCCCAGAAGCUAGAUAGACCACUAGGUUCGAAGGAUUCUUAUCCCCAGAAGAGGGUAAACUCGGCACAAAUGAAUCUUCUUGACAUCGCAAUCUCAAACUGAUUCAUCUCACGAGAUAAAUCCGGAUUAUGGGUCCGUCCUAGAAGAGACGACGUUGGGGGACGCUCCAACAUUUGAACCCACUCCCGAGAAUAGAGAAAUCUCGGUAAAUUUUGUGAGAUUUGGAAUUUGAAUGAGAUUAUCAUCGAUGAUAUAUUAGUAUUUGCGGUGGCCACCGAAACUAUAAUAUGCGAUGAUCUCGAACCUUGCUUUGUUGAUCAAUAUCAACGAAGA
Molecule: messenger RNA, 6405 nt
Organism: Rosa rugosa (rugosa rose)
Lineage: Eukaryota; Viridiplantae; Streptophyta; Magnoliopsida; Rosales; Rosaceae
Exons: 3
Coding region: 5272-6174 (300 amino acids)
Molecular function (GO): nucleic acid binding
Source: RefSeq, a predicted model, not a curated record